This is a messenger RNA of Megalops cyprinoides (Indo-Pacific tarpon), 4537 nucleotides long. It is a transcript of the gene rgl2, whose product is annotated as ral guanine nucleotide dissociation stimulator-like 2. Gene Ontology annotation, cellular component: plasma membrane. The record is from RefSeq and is a predicted model, not a curated record. The coding region runs from base 204 to 2378 and encodes 724 amino acids. The transcript is spliced from 19 exons. NCBI's taxonomy places the organism in Eukaryota, Metazoa, Chordata, Actinopteri, Elopiformes, Megalopidae. Gene Ontology annotation, molecular function: guanyl-nucleotide exchange factor activity. Gene Ontology annotation, biological process: Ras protein signal transduction; positive regulation of GTPase activity.
UGUGUGAGGUGUGUGUGUGUUUGUGUGUGUGCAUUAUGGGUGUGCCCGUGUGACGUAGGCACAGACGGGGGGGUGGCCUAGCGACAACUUCAGGUGUGUUUGUGUGGGAAAGAGAAAGAGAGGACAAACAAAGAAAAACGGCGCCGAAACCAACAUAACUACAGAGCCAAGGGACAGAGGAGAAAUACGAUACAAGCAGCCAGAUGAAAGACAGUGGGGGAGAUGGCCUUUUUUCUCAGAUUGUGAAGAUUUCCAGGAAACUGGCAGCUCUGGGCCCGUCUGGACUUGUCAAGUCCAAGGUGGAGUCUUCACCCAUGAAGACGACAUGGUACUGCCCAUUGGAUCUGUCCACAGUGUCAGAACAGGAGGAGGAAGGAGUAAUCUACACAGUAAUGGUGAAGCAACAGCAUGCCGCCCCCACCUGUCCGACGCCCCUGACCUCACGUUCUCAGUGUGUGAAAGCGGGAACAGAGGAGAAGCUGGUCCUCCACCUCCUUCACUCCUUCUCCCUUGGCGACUCCUCUUUCGUCUCCAUCUUCCUCUCCACCUACCGCUCAUUCACCACCACCCAGAGAGUGCUGGACAUCCUGACGGACAGACUGGAGCAUCCACCAGGGGAGACCAAAGGGAGCCAGGGCAGACUGGCCUUCAACAUGGCGGUGUGCUCUGUGUUUAGUGCAUGGCUGAACGAGUAUCCGGAGGACUUCCGGUCACUCAAUGACCCCGCCCCCAUCCUCCGUCUCACCCCCCUGCUGCCCACAGACCCCUCAGGGUCAGAGGUCAGAAGUCGCCUCUUGCGAAUUGCAGAGGAACUCAGUGAGAGGGCAUUGCUGUGUGACUCCCCAACAGAUAGUGUUGCCUCUGUGAACUCUCCCACCACCCCUGUGAGCUCCACAUUUGAUGACACCAAAAUUCUUGGUUUCCCUGCAAACCUUAUUGCUGAGCAGCUCACGAUGAUAGAGACGGAACUCUUUGUCCGCCUGGUUCCCUACCACUGCUUGGGGUCUCUGUGGUCCCAGCGAGACAAGAAGGGCCGAGAGGGGGUGUGUUCGUCGGUCCGGGCCACAGUCCGGCAGUUUAACCGCCUGGCCAAUGCUGUCACGGCCUCCUGCCUGUGGAACACCAGCCUGCGGCCCCAGCAGAGGGCCCGGCUCCUGGAGAAGUGGAUCAGCGUUGCAGAGGAGUGCCGUGCCAGGAAGAACUUCUCUUCACUGUAUGCCAUUGUGUCUGCCCUGCAAAGCAACCCCCUUCACCGCCUGAGGAGGACUUGGGCUGAGACAGACAGGGAGGCAGUGAGGAGGUAUGAAGAGCUGUCAGAAAUUUUCUCUGAGAAGGACAACUACUCUCAGAGCCGGGAGCUGCUCAAAGAGGAGGGCACAUCAAAAUUUGCAAACAUGGACACUAAAGUAAACCACAGAAGGCCAACUGGGUCCGUCGCCCAGGGUACUGUCCCCUACUUGGGCAUCUUUCUCACUGACCUUACCAUGCUGGACACAGCAGUCAAAGACAGACUGGAGAAUGGCUACAUCAACUUUGACAAACGAAGACGAGAAUUUGAGGUUUUAGCUCAAAUAAAACUCCUACAGUCCUCAUGUAAAAAUUGCUCGUUCAAAUCUGAUGAAGCUUUUCUACAAUGGUACCAUAGUGUACCAACUUUGACUGAGGCAGAGAGUUACAGACUGUCCAAUCAGAUUGAAGCACUGACUGAACCAAGCCCUGGCCGUGGCCUGAACCCUACAGUAGUCGUCACACACUGCCCAGACCUUCCCCUCUCAGAGGCCAGUCCAGCCGAGACUGAAGGGGUUUUUGACCUCCCUUCUCCUGUCAAUCAUCUACUCUCUAGACUUGCCAAGCACAUGAAAUCACCCUCAGUUUCCUGUCUGGACGUUGAUUCCUCUCCUUCAUCCACCGAUCACACCCCCUCCGCAUUGACCCCAUCCACCAACGUCAUCAAAUCACAUCGACGUUCUGUCUCCUGCGGCAGUACUCCCACCAAUAACAGCCAAGGGGCUGGGCCAGAUAUGCGAAUCAUCAGGAUACGGAUGGAUAUACAGGACGGAAAUUUGUAUCGCAGCAUACUGGUGACAAGCAAUGACAAGACCCCGUCAGUAAUUAGUGCCGCUUUAGAGAAGCACAAUCAAGACCCUAAAGAAGCCCCUAGAUAUGAGCUGAUCCAGCUGCUGCCUGAUGGAAAAGAGCUGACAAUACCUGCCAAAGGAAACGUCUUCUAUGCUAUGACCUCAUCCAGUGUGGACUUCCUGUUGAGACGGAAAGGAGUAACCACACCACUAACUCCUCACUCGCUCGGUGGUGAGACCAGUGCCACCUUCCCACGAAUCAAAGAGAAAGGACGAAGGCUGGUCAGGACCCUUUUUUGACACCACCUCCCUUUUCAAAUCCGGAAGCACACUCCAAGUCUUGAGUCAAAUUGGACUUGCGGCAGAACUUUACAUAAGCCAUGUCCUGUUGUCCCAUUCAUAUUCACUGAUUGUAGCUACUUUUGGGAGCUGUAGAUAGGGUUUUUUUUUUUUGCUUUGGCUGGGGCAACUGUCCAUCAGAACUAGUCCCCCUAAGAUUCCUUUUUCAGCUCAACACUUCUUGUUUGUGAAUUGCCGUAAUUAAUAUCAUCAAUAUCAAUAUCAAUAUUUCUCAAAGACAAUGAUGUUUUCAUAAUAUGCAUUCCUCACUGUAAAGGCAGAGGCAAUAGUGACCCUAGUGGCCCAUCUGAGAAUGUAACCAGUGUAGCAAAGAAACCCCUCUCCUGUCUUCUUGUGGGCUGAUUUAUUUCUUUCACCGGCCUAAAUCCAGGUGGGGAUACAUGUAAAAAUUUGACACACCUCUAUAAAUAUGCUUCACACAUUGAUGCAUUGAUGCACACUGUCCUGAGGGAUCCAGAUUCUCUCUAAGAGGGACUUUAAUAUAAGCUGUGAGCUUGUCACGUUUAACUGAUGAAUUAGAUCAGUACAGGCGAAAGCCCCUGACUCAUGGCCAAAGGAUUAGGGGCUCAAAUCUCAGGGUGGACACCAGCAUUGUGCCCUUAAGAAAGGUACUGCAGAAAUUGCCGUAAAUGUACAAUUUUGUAAGCGCUGGACACAGGUUUGAACUCAGCGUAAAGAGAAGAAUGGCUUUAAUUCCGUGUGGCCUGGAGCCACAACCUCAGCACACCAAGUAAUCGCACGGCUGCUGACUCCUCGUCCUGCAGCGGCAGCAGAGGCAGUUUUUAAAGGCUUCUUUCUUGUUUGAGAGAAACAGAAACGCCAUCGCUGGCUGGGUGGGAUCUCUCAUGAGUGGGUGAAUCAGAGUCUGAGGACUGUGGGAGGGGUGGGGAAUGAUGCAAAACUGACAUGCAGCUGAGUAAGACUUGCAUAGUGACAUUCAGCGAUUGAGGAAAUACUUCAUUGUGGUGAUAAACUCACCAAACUUAUUCCAAGGACUAAGACAAGCAUUUUAUUUUUAUAACACUGCAAUACAGUAUGACUGUUUGUGUAAUAUUUAUAGCUCUAUAUUAUUAGUGCAGAUUACUUUCAAAAUCUGUUUACAUUUCUUAAUAGCUGUCUGUUCAUGUGUCAGAAAUGUAUAUCAAACUGUGAGCGUGAUACUGCCAAUGUGAACACAUGCUACACUACCAGGGUUUUACCUGAGCCGCAGUGAUUGGUCAGUUGAGGUCCAGGUGGGUUAACAAUGUACGGCAUUCUACUACAAUGUAAAAAGAACAUCCACUGUAUGAACAGAAUUUAUAAAUGUGUCACCUUAGACAACAUUGUCAUGAGGAUGAUGUUGAACAGAUAUAGAUGCAGGCCAAACAGGUUAACCUAAGUGUAUUUGUGGUCCGCAUAUACCAACUAUUCAGAUGAAUACAUUGUCUGUAUUACUAAACCAGAGAUGAAUACAUUUAUGCAAAAGCUUCACUGAAUUUCACAUCUUCACAGUACAGUAUAACAUAUAGUCAUAAAAUCAGAUUAAAAAUAUUUGCAUCUAUAUUUACGCAUGGGUGUAGCAUCUUACACAUAAUAGCUGUACUACUUGUACAUUAUAUCCAGUAGGUCAGAGCGUGUAGGCUUUCCUUCAAAUAGGCUGUGGCAUGACUGAAUCAGCCUGAAAAAUAACCAAAACCCAGCAGGUCCUAUAAAGAAACACUAAUUCAACUCAUUUCAGUUGUGGGUUAGAAGGAGAGAGAUUUAGAUCUAGGCUUUUUAAAAUGUAUUCAGAUUGGAUCCGUUAUGUGGCAGUAUCAUACCAGAAUAAAGCAGAUGAGCUCUUGUGAACCUUGAAUCCACUAACAGUUGUGCUGGUGAAGUUUCUACAUUUCCUGAAUCUGAGGCAUGAGGUUAGAAGGAUAGGUGAUAGGAGUGGUCAUCUGGUUGGUUCUGAAAUUUGAUAUAUUCCAGGCAUGUCAAUCAGCUGUUUCAAGUGCCUUGUUCUCAGGUGGGCUUACCUCAUUGUGAGUGCUUUGAAACAUACAGAUUGUUUAAGUUGCACACUUUGAAAACUUUGAAUUUUGUUAUUGUGUGUGUGUGUGUGUGUGUGUGUGUGUGUG